AUGUCAUCAUUGCUUAGGGAUGCCGAGAAUAGGAAGAUCAUUCAUGGGAUUAAAAUUGGGAGACAUGUCAAUCCUAUCUCUCAUUUAUUUUUCGCAAAUGAUAGUCUUUUAUUUGUGAGAGCUUCGAAGGAGGAGGUGGAGGGUGUGUUGGAAAUCCUUUCUACUUAUGAAGUGGCUUCUGGUCAGAAACUGAAUAUGGACAAAUCAGAGGUGUCUUUCAGCCGAAACAUUGAGCAAGAACGGAAGAAUAUGCUUCAGAUGAAGUUAUCCUUUAAGGCCGUCGAAAGACAUGAAAAAUACCUCGGGCUUCCAACUUACAUUGGUAGUUCGAAGAAACAGGUUUUCCAUAAUAUUCAGGAUAGAGUUUGGAAGAAACUUAAAGGGUGGAAAGGGAAUUUUCUGUCACAAGCAGGAAGGGAGGUCUUGAUAAAGUCUAUAGCCCACGCGAUUCCAACAUAUGCAAUGCAUUGUUUUUCGAUCCCAAAUAGCAUCCUAAAUGGGAUUGAAAAAAUGUGUCGACAAUUUUUUUGGGGUCAAAAGGGUGAAGAGAGGAAGCUGUGUUGGGUGGCUUGGGAGAAGCUAUAUGUGUCAAAAAAGGAGGGGGGCUUGGGUUUUCGGAACAUGAAAAUUUUUAAUGAAGCUCUCCUUGCUAAGCAAGCCUGGUGUAUUUUGUCGAAUGAAGACUCUUUCGUGGCUAGAGUACUUAAAGGGAAGUACUUUCCCCAUACGACCUUAAUGGAAGCCAAGAUACAAGCGAACGCAAGCUAUACUUGGAGAUCAAUCAUGGGUGCGCGAGAGGUUCUUGCUAAAGGGGUGAGAAAAGCAGUUGGUAAUGGAUCUACGGUGCACAAUUGGAAGGAUCCUUGGAUCCCAAACCUUCCGAAUUUCAGGACUCUUGAGGCUUGGUUUUCUUCGGUGGAAGUGAAUGAAAUAUGUAAUAUUCCGAUCCCAAUGUUUGAUAGAAAGGAUUCAUGGGUGUGGCAUUAUACGAAGGAUGGGAAUUACUCAGUUCGUAGUGCUUACAACCUUCUCACUGUUGAGCAAAAAAAUGAUACGGCCUCGAAUUCGACUACAGUGAGUAAGGUAGACUGGUCAAUGGUCUGGGAUGCUGAGCUUCCGCCUAAAGUAAAAUUUUUUUCUUGGCGUGCUAUGAAGAAUGCCGUCGCUGCUAGGUACAGUUUGGCCAAACGCGCUAUGCCUAUCGAUACUACUUGUCCUAUGUGUGGAAAUGAUGUCGAAAGUGCCCUGCAUAUGUUGAUUAAAUGUGAAGAGGCGAAGCGAAUCUGGAGAAACGCUUGGGUCUUUGAUGGGAGAAAGAAAGAUGCUAGUGAAACCAUCCACAAGGCUGUGGGAAUGGUGGGUGAUUAUGAAAGUGCUCUGGAGAAUUCUACUUUGUCCUCAAAUCCUCAGCAGUUUGAAUCUCAAUGGAAGCCACCGGUGGAAGGAGUGAUCAAAAUCAAUUCGGAUGCAGCAACUUUUGGCUCGAAUCAGGUGGGGUUGGGUGCUGUAAUGCGGGACAGAGUUGGUGAUGUUGUUGCCUCGACUUGCCUUUGUCUUAAAGGUAAUUAUGAGGUCGAUGUUGUUGAAGCAUUGGCGAUGAGACACGCCUUAGCCAUAUCCUUGGAGUCGGGCUUCAAUAGAGUGUGUUUGAAAACAGAUUGCUUGAAACUCCAUCACCAUUUGAAGAAGAAGACUGCCCCUGCUACUGCGUUUGGUCUGAUUGUACAUGACAUUUUGAAGCUUGCUCUUCAAUGCCAGGAAUACUCCUCCUUUGUGAAACGAGGUGGUAAUCGAGUUGCCCACGAACUAGCUAAAAUUAGUUCUUCCUUUACUGAGCUUAGAGUAUGGAUGGAGGAGGUCCCUUUGGGCAUCUCUGACUUUGUAAUUGUUGAUUUAAACGCUUUGAUUGACUAA
Messenger RNA from Chenopodium quinoa (quinoa), 1914 nucleotides. RefSeq lists its product as uncharacterized. Gene Ontology annotation, molecular function: nucleic acid binding; RNA-DNA hybrid ribonuclease activity. The coding region runs from base 1 to 1914 and encodes 637 amino acids. NCBI's taxonomy places the organism in Eukaryota, Viridiplantae, Streptophyta, Magnoliopsida, Caryophyllales, Amaranthaceae. The transcript has 3 exons. The record is from RefSeq and is a predicted model, not a curated record.